AUGAGUGAACGUAAAGUCUUGAAUAAAUAUUUCCCACCGGAUUUCGAUCCUGCAGCUAUCCCGAGAAGGAAGCAAGCUAAAGAUGCACAGCACAAGGUUCGUCUUAUGACACCAUAUGCUAUGCGUUGUGAAACAUGUGGCGAGUAUAUUUACAAGGGGAAAAAAUUCAAUGCACGUAAAGAAACGGUAGAAGGCGAAACCUACUACUCUAUAAAAAUCUUCCGCUUCUACAUCAAAUGUCCUCGUUGCUCUGCUGAAAUCACAUUUAAGACGGAUCCCAAAAACACAGAUUAUGUAGCCGAACAUGGUGCCUCUCGAAAUUUUGAACCAUGGCGUGAGGAGCGUAUCGCCGGCGAAGAAAAGCAAUUAAAGAAGGAACAGGAAGAGGAGAAUAAUCCGAUGAAAGCGUUAGAGAAUCGUACGCUAGAUUCGAAACGUGAGAUGGAUAUCUUGGAUGCGUUGGAUGAGAUUCGAACGCGAAAUGCACGUAAUGAACGUGUUGAUUCGGAUGCUUUGUUGGAUCGGUUGAUUGAGUUAGAAGAGGAACGAGAGAAAACUCUUGAAGAAAUUAUUGAGGAGGAAGACGAUAAACUCGCGAAAGCUGUUUUUCAAGACGCUAAUGGAUUGUCCGUUAGAAAAGCUAAUCUGGAUGAAGAACCAAAAAUCGAUGCACUGCUUUCAGAACAAGCAAAAAUGGUUCCAUUGCCUGAUUUCAGUGCUCCAAUUAUUAAAAAACGAAAAUUGCCCGAAUCUGAUUUAGUUGCUGGUUUAAUUGUUAAAAAGAAGGCGUCAUCUUCAUCAAAAACUAUAAGCACAGCAGCUGCGUCAACAUCUACAUCCCCAAUAAUAACCGCAUCAUCAACAUCAGGAACAUCCAUAAUAACAGCUACAACGUCAAAAACUUUACCAAUAACUGUAGCAUCAACAUCAAAUAAACCAAUAAUAACAAAAAAAGCGGAACCAAAGUCUGCUCCAGCGACCUCGUCUUCAUCAACUUUAUUAUCAUUAGGAGAUUAUGGCUCUGAUAGCAAUGAUAGUGAAUAA
Molecule: messenger RNA, 1044 nt
Organism: Ambispora leptoticha
Lineage: Eukaryota; Fungi; Glomeromycota; Glomeromycetes; Archaeosporales; Ambisporaceae
Source: the annotation of a GenBank genome assembly